Messenger RNA from Toxorhynchites rutilus septentrionalis, 1289 nucleotides. RefSeq lists its product as uncharacterized. The record is from RefSeq and is a predicted model, not a curated record. The transcript has 4 exons. Lineage: Eukaryota; Metazoa; Arthropoda; Insecta; Diptera; Culicidae. Bases 235 to 1068 code for a protein of 277 amino acids.
UUGAUCCCUUCUCAGUCGCUCGCAGCACUUGGCGCAAUUCGGUCGUAACAUAUACGCGGGCGUUGAACGAACAAAAACGGCGUUUUAUCAAAGUUUAAAUUACGGUAGAAUAACAAGGGAUCACAAUUGCUUUCAGAGUUCAAAAGGUGGAACAAAUUAAUCGAACGCGUCCGUCAGUUUGAUGUACCAUUCGUAAAUUAUCGAUAUUAGUAGUAAACUGUUCACUGUACGACCAUGAAGUGGUUUGUAGUGCUGAUAGUGCAAAUGCUUAGUGGUUGUGUAUUGGCGGUCCAUGACUCAUCGAGUGAAAAUCGGUCUUCUGCACCAGCCCAGUUCUGCACCGAUUUGAGUCCGCAGCAUGGACUGGACAUCGAACAAAUUAUGGGCCUCUGGUAUGGCAAUGAAGUUAUAACGCAUAUUGGCAGUGAAGAUGGCGAAUCGAUUUAUGACACGUGCGUCGUCAUACACUUGGCUGAUAUAACAAACACUACUUCCAUCAGCGAGAGUCUGCCCAGAGAACAGGUCCCAGAAAUCAGAUUCGGCACAUCGUACGGCUAUCCGGGAGAUCGCACCCAGCAAAAUGCGGAGAACGAACGACGCUCUCAGUGGCAGCAGGGUCACACAACGCAUCAGCCUCGUCAGAAAACUUCCAGUACUCGUUAUCUACGACUGAUCUGGGAUGAAAAGGAACAUACGCUUGAGUAUACCCUGCGGUUCAACAAGUCCCGGCCAGGAUUCUGGAUUUCGUCGGCACCUCAGUCCGGAUCGAUGGUACAGCUGCCGUACGUGCAGUUCACCGGAACGGUGCAGGUUCUGAAGGCCGUCAACAGUCAACUGGUGUUGACUUUCUGUCAAAGCUUACCUGGAGGACAGGUGUUUUCAGUGGUUCUUUCGAGACAAACGAUGGGAAUGUCCGUAGAGGAAAACCAGAGCGUGCGGAAUCUGCUGAAACGACGUAAUCUGUCAACGAACUCAGUGCGAAAGGUUUGCUACAGUGGAGCAGAUAGUCUAACAUCGUUUGGAAUGAGUAUAAUUCUUCUACUCACCGUACUUCUCACGAGAAUUUAGACUAUUUACAAUUCUAUAGCGCAGUAUCUUAAAGCUCAACUCCAUCCAUCAACUAAGAAAUUUAUUUAGAACCUGAAUCUAUCAAAUGACAACUUUAACUAUAAAAAUGAUGACUCACUACUCGUGUUCGAUUAAGUUCAAAAGUCAGAACAACCUCAAAAAAAAUAAAUGUUUCUAAUCUGAAGGAUGAGGCUUUAAUAAAACUUUUUCCAAUGUACAAA